UGUUGUACAACUUAUUAGUGUGGAUAAUUAAAGCUUUAAAAAAGAUUUAAUGGUAAUUGAUCUUUUAAUUGAAUUUUUAAAUAUUUAUUUCAGGAGGAUUAGGAUAUACUUUCACUGAAUAUGCUCGAUUAGCAGAAACAGUUGGAAGAAAUCCUUCAAUAUCUCGUAUUCUUAGCAUGCAUGAAUUAAUGGGAAUUCAGAGUAUAUUAAUAGCUGGUACAAAUGAACAAAAAGAAAAGUAUAUUUCCAAAUUAGCUAGUGGAGAAUAUAUUUCUGCAUUUUGUUUGACGGAAUUAGAUUCAGGCUAUGAUCCUGCUUCAGUAUCAAUAUUAGCAGAAUUUUAUGAAGACAGAAAAAAGCUUGUUUUAAAUGGAAAAAAAGUUUGGGUUACUAAUGGAAAUAUUGCUGAUAUUUUCAUUGUUGUUGCAAAAAUUCCAUCACCUGAAAAACAUUCUGAAAGCAUUGGGUUAAUUAUUGUUGAAAAAAACUCAGAAGGUAUUACUCUUGGAACUCCUGAGAAAAGUCUUGGUCUUACUGGUUGCAACAUAUGUUCAGUGGAAUUCAAAGAAACUAUAGUUCCUGCAGAAAAUAUAAUUAAAUCUGAUGAUGGAUCAAUUGAGCAUCUUUUAAAAAUAUUCAGUUAUGGAAUGUUUGGAAUAGGAGCAUCAACAACUGGAUUCUUGAAGGAAUUAUUUGAUAAAACUGUCAACUAUGCUAUUCAUAAAGACAUACUUCAGAAACCAAUGAUUGAAAAUGAAUUAAUACAGGAAAAAAUGGGUGAAAUUGCAUGUAAAAUCUAUGCUAUUGAGAGUAUGGUGUAUUUAACAGCUGGUAUAUUAGACAUGGUAGAAGAACCAGACUGCAAAAUUGAAAAUGCUAUUUUAAAGGUAUUUGGUGCUGAACAAACAUGGUGGUGUGUGAACAAAUGCAUUGAGAUCCUGGGAAGUAGAAGUUAUUUCAAAAAUUAUCCUUACAGCAGAUAUCUAAGAGAUUCUCUUGCUUGGAAUAUAGUUGAGGGAUCAUCAGAUAUGUUGAAAAUGUAUAUUUCUCUAACUGGUUUCAAUUAUGCAGGAAGUCAUAUAUCUGAAAAUGUUAAGAAAUUGAGGAAUCCUUUGUUUAAUCCUGUGUUUAUAUUUAAAAAACUGAUAGAAAAAAACAAAAUUGAACGAAAUAAAGCAAAUUUGUCAAUGGACAUAGCUGGCCAUCUUCAUCCUUCCUUAAAAUCAAUGGCAAAUAAUCUGGAACAAAAUGUAAUAAAAUUACAGCAUGCAGUAGAAAUAUUGUUUGCUACUUAUGGGCAGAUAUUAAUAGAACUGAUGAAAAUUACCAAGAAAUUGCAUCUAAAUUAUUUACUUAUAAAGGUUAUAUUAUAGAAGAUCCUUUGAAAUAUAACUGGUAACAAUAAAUUAUUUUGUGAAAAAAUCUGAAUUGAAACUGUUCUUUAAUGUAGUGUACUGUAUUUCAUAGAUUGAAUAAUAUAUUUUAUCCUAGAAUUUUUUGUAACUGUUAAAAUAAACAUCUGGAUGCAAAAGUUUAAGAA
This is a messenger RNA of Centruroides sculpturatus (bark scorpion), 1540 nucleotides long. Its product is annotated as acyl-CoA dehydrogenase family member 9, mitochondrial-like. The record is from RefSeq and is a predicted model, not a curated record. NCBI's taxonomy places the organism in Eukaryota, Metazoa, Arthropoda, Arachnida, Scorpiones, Buthidae. The coding region runs from base 177 to 1373 and encodes 398 amino acids. The transcript has 13 exons. Gene Ontology annotation, molecular function: flavin adenine dinucleotide binding; acyl-CoA dehydrogenase activity.